AUGGUAAGUAUUGAUGGCUUUUCAUGUAUUUUUAGAAUAAUUUAUGAUAAAUCUUGGCUUAAAUGUCAGUUUCAUGAUGCCGAUCAAACAUCGAUCAAGAAGCCUGAUGAGCUCGAAAUCAGCCAGAAGGAUUUUGCUCCGUUAUCAGCCAAUAGCGACAUGCCGUUGGAUCGUAUCCAAGGUUCACUGCUUGGUUUGACUAUCGGUGAUGCUCUUGGAGCUCAUGUUGAAUUCAGACCCAGCAGUUAUUUGGCUGCUAAUCCAGUUAAAGAUUUAGUAGGGGGAGGAACGUGGGGUCUAAAACGGGGACAGUUUACCGACGAUACUUCUAUGGCACUUUGUCUAGCUAAUUCAUUAAUUGCUUGUCAAGGUUUUGUUCCGUACGACCAAUUACUUCGCUACAAGUGGUGGUAUCGACACGGCUACAUGUCAUCGACUGGGCAUUGUUUUGACAUCGGUGCUGCCACCCGAGAGUCGAUCGAAGAAUUUGAAACACGUCAAAGAAAGUUUGCAUAUGAUCAUAACAUUCUGUUGGAAGAAAUGGACGCUUUAUCCAACUGUGAUCUUCUACAAGCAUUCGAUGUGUACUGUAGCAAGGAAGGUGUGGCUGGGAACGGAGCUCUCAUGCGUCUGGCACCUGUACCGCUCUUCUUCUGGCAACGUCCGGAAGUAGCUGUUGACUAUUCUGGCAUUAGUGGAAAAAUCACUCAUGGAGACAAAAGAGUUUAUGAUGCAUGCUGUUACUAUGGAGCCCUUAUUGUAGCUGCCCUUAAGGGAGCAACGAAAAAUCAAUUGACUAGUGAAACAUUUUACGAUGAGCAUCGGGAAUGGUUUGGUGAUGAAGACCUUCACACUGACAUAAUAGCCAUCGCUCGCGGUUCAUACAAGAAAUCAGGCGGCUAUCAAGAUGGAAUUCGAGGUAAAGGAUUCAUUGUGAAUGCUCUGGAAGCUGCUUUGUGGGCUUUUUGGAGUGAUAAAGAUUCCUUUGAAACAGGUGUACUUAAUGCAGUGAAUCUUGGUGAUGAUACAGAUACAACAGCAGCCAUCUAUGGUCAAUUGGCGGGUGCGUACUACGGCUACAAGAAACUGCCAAAAAAAUGGUCAGAUUGUAUCUAUGCCAAAGAUUUCAUUCUAUGUGUAAGCAGUUGGGUUACCUAUGAAGGAGAAAUAUGGUUCAAAAAUCAAAAAGUUCCUGGCAUAAGCACACUUAUAAAUUCUUUCGAUAACACUUUGCACAACUCGAGACCGGGUGACUCUAUCAAUUUGACAACACAACGCAUGCGCGCAAGCCUUGAAGCCACUUCAGGUCUAGACAUAGCGUUAGGCACAAUUGUACGCAAAGCUAUCGAUCCUAAUGGUCGUAUUGGAGAUUUUUAUGAUGGAUGGCAAGAUUGUGUUGUAAGUUCAGUUGGUAUAAAAUUGAACAUAAUGAAAGGCUACUCGAAUCCACCGAUAAAGUGUGAGAUAAAAAGUGGCGACAACCUUGAAAAUCAGAAUGUUCUUCGAUUCAUUGAUUUUUCUGCUGAUCUUCGAUUGAGUGUGUUAUCAAAUUUGGUUGAUUUAACAGGUAUUGCUUCGAUUGUUAACUAUCCAUUUGUAAUUGAUGAAUGCACUCGCAUCUUUCACUACUCUCAUCUCAUUCGAAAUCAAGCUUUCCCAGUCAAGCAAAAAAAUCAGAAAACGCGUUUAAACACUAUAAAAAUCGUGAACGUUUUCGGAUGCUAA
Messenger RNA from Rotaria sp. Silwood2, 1725 nucleotides. NCBI's taxonomy places the organism in Eukaryota, Metazoa, Rotifera, Eurotatoria, Philodinida, Philodinidae. The record is from the annotation of a GenBank genome assembly.